UUUUGUUUUUCGCCACGUCAACAGCACUUGCCGGUCACAAUCGCUAGAUAGACGUUCGAGCAAUUCGAAGUGGAAAAUCUAGACCAGUUACGUUAGUCCUUGUUCAAACGGUGAUUUGAAAAUGUCGAGCGUUGUGACCGAAACCGUUGAGGAAAAUUCAAAACCCAAGCUGUCGCUGGCGCGGGAAAUAAACUGGAUAACGGUACUGUUUCAGAUACAGAUAACCAUUUCGGCGUUGUGUACUCUACAUUUCCUCUUGUACGAGUGCUACUGGACCACAGUGAUAUUCGCAUUUUUCCUGAUAUAUCUUGGCCACGUAGGCGUAGCAGCAGGGGCUCACAGACUAUGGGCCCAUCAAUCUUACAAAGCGAAUGGAUUCCUCAGAUUCAUCCUCAUCCUUUUUCAAACAUUAUCAGGAACGGGUUCGGUAUAUGAUUGGGUCCGGAAACAUAGACUACAUCACAAACAUUUCGGAACAGACUUGGAUCCCUUUAACCCUUCCAAGGGAUGGUUUUAUGCCCACUUUCAGAGUGUAGCUUUGAAUCUCAGCCCAGCGCAGGAAAAGGAACUCAAAUCUAUAGAUAUGGAUGAUCUCGAAGACGACAAAAUGGUUAUGUUCCAGAAAAAGUGGUACAUACCCUUAUACAUAAUAAUCACCCUGCUGCUACCUGUCAAUGCCCCUGCUGAAUAUUGGGGAGAAAAUAUAUACGCGUCAGUUUUCAUACUUGGAUGGUUCAGAUGUGCCAUUAACCUUCAACUGAGCUGGUUGAUACACAGUGCUACGCAAAUAUGGGGCCUCAAACCUGGCGAAAAAUUCCCAUGCGACACCAAUCUGGUCUUCAUCAUCAACAAGAGCAAUUGGCUCUCGUACCACUACAUGGCCCCCUGGGACUACCAGACCAGUGAGUUCGGCCAGUACGGUCAAGACACCAUCUCCACCUUCAUCAGGGUUUGCGCUGCACUUGAGUGCGCCUAUGACUUAAGGACGGUCGACAGUAAGACUGUCAGGAAGGCCCUGACUAUGUCAGUCAACGAGAAAAAAAAUAUAA
Messenger RNA from Leptinotarsa decemlineata (Colorado potato beetle), 1049 nucleotides. Its product is annotated as acyl-CoA Delta-9 desaturase. Gene Ontology annotation, biological process: unsaturated fatty acid biosynthetic process. Gene Ontology annotation, cellular component: endoplasmic reticulum membrane. Gene Ontology annotation, molecular function: iron ion binding; stearoyl-CoA 9-desaturase activity. The record is from RefSeq and is a predicted model, not a curated record. Lineage: Eukaryota; Metazoa; Arthropoda; Insecta; Coleoptera; Chrysomelidae.